Talaromyces amestolkiae is the source of this 2793-nucleotide messenger RNA. RefSeq lists its product as uncharacterized. The transcript has 12 exons. The record is from RefSeq and is a predicted model, not a curated record. NCBI's taxonomy places the organism in Eukaryota, Fungi, Ascomycota, Eurotiomycetes, Eurotiales, Trichocomaceae. The coding region runs from base 1 to 2793 and encodes 930 amino acids. Gene Ontology annotation, molecular function: ATP binding; ATP-dependent chromatin remodeler activity.
AUGGAGAUCCGCCAACUAAUAGCAGACUCCAAUACUGACUUUGCAGAUACACCAAAAAGAGAUUUCCAUGAAUUAAGCAAGUAUUUAUCGGACGAAUAUCAACAAUGUGAUGAUUUUGGAACCCCUUCAAAACGUGCUCGUACCCUUGGAUCCGAUAAUGGAAGUCACCACGAGGAACCAUUUUCUGACGAACUGGAUCAACGUGACAAGUCGAUUGCGGCCAAUCGUGGUAUGCUAGAUUCACCGAGUUAUAACAUGGGCAUCAAUUAUGAGGGUUUCCCUGAGUACCCAAUGAGCGGAUGGGGCUUUGAAGACAACUUCGAUGGAGGUCUUACUGGGGUUACGUCUGAAAUUGUUGACCUCACCUUACCAGAUGCCGAAGGUUUCGAUGGAGUAUCACUUUGCAGUAUACAGCCUUCUGACAAAGAUGGCAUAAACCUCCGCGAAUAUGCUAUCAGGGAAAGCCCUGGAAAGGAACGAAGUGCCCGGGAUUUAUACUUCGACAUACUAAGUGAUGAGUUCGUGAUCAUUCGCGAUUCCAACUCAAAAGAUUCCGCUGGUUAUCUGAAUGGAGAAGCAGCCCAGCUGAUCGUCACCUUGUCUCACUCAUACAAAAGGAAGCUUUCCGCCAAAUUCCACCCUCAAGGCAGUAUUUCGGUCAUGAUAUAUGGCGCCCGCGAUGAAGCUGGUAUGAUUGGUGAUUUCCUGAACCAAAAUAACUACUAUCUUCAACAACCAUUUAAGUUGGAUGAGUCGGAAACAUACUACAACCCACAGUAUCUAGUACCUCCGGGGUCAGAAUUCCGUGCAUCAUGGGAAAAGAAUGGUGUUGAGUUGACUCAAUCGUCUCGGUUGAGUGAGAAAGCAAUAUCGCAAGUCUCUCAGAUCAUGGAUUCAGCAUCAGGCCCAACCAUAUUCUCGGAGGUACAGGUCAGCAGUAGGAUCAAGACCGAUCUUUUGCAACACCAGAAAAAGGCUUUGGCCAUGAUGGUUGAGAAGGAGUCUGGUCGGUUUGUUGGAUGUGAAUUCCCAUCUCUUUGGGCAGAAGGUUUUGAGGAAGGCAAACACGGGAUGAAAAUAUACCGCAAUUCUGUCACUGGGAGUGUUCAGCUGAAGGAACCAAAAGUGUGUAUGGGGGGUCUUCUUGCUGAUGAUAUGGGACUUGGGAAAACACUUUCCACGCUGGCUUUAAUAGCAGGUUCAUUGAAUGAAACACAAGAGGGUCAAGAGCAAGCGAAACAUUCUACCUUGAUUGUUUCGCCACUGUCAACCCUCUCUGGCUGGGAGAGCCAAAUUCAAGAGCACUUCAAAGAGGGGUCACUCAGUUAUACUGUUUACCAUGGACCAAAUCGAAAACGAGUUGCAACCGCUCUAACCCAACAUUCCAUCAUUCUGACAACGUAUGAUACCCUCAAGAUGGACUUUAACGAGAAAUCCAAACAUGAAGGUAUCUUGCACAAGAUUGACUGGCGUAGGAUUGUGUUAGAUGAAGCCCACGUCAUUCGUAAUUCAACCUCACGGAUUUUCCAGGCUGUGUACAAUCUCUCCGCAAAGCACCGCUGGUGUAUAACAGCGACUCCGAUACAGAACUGGGUACAGGAAUUCGGAGCUCUUGUUAAAUUCCUCCGUGUAUCGCCGUUUGAUGAGGGGAUGUCUUUCAGGGACAUAUUCACUCACCCUAUAGAGCGUGGGGAUGAACGUGGCUGGGAAAGGCUCAAAUCUCUCGUCCAAGCCAUAUCACUUCGAAGAAUAAAGGAAGCUCUUGAUCUGAAACUUCCCAUACGAGAGGAAAUCAUACAGCCGGUAGAAUUGAACAUGGAGGAAAGAAAAAUGUAUCAGUUGUUCACCAAAUCAUGUGUUGCUGCUAUUGAAACUCGUGGAAUAGCACAGAGCUCUUUUCAAACCAUUCUAAGGCUUCGACAAAUAUGCAACCAUGGACGCGAGUUACUUCCUUCUACCACUCAGCAGUGGCUGGACAGCGUUAUGUCUUUUCAUGGGGAUGCAACCACGCCACCUCCAACCUGCGAACAUUGUGAUGAGCCCAUGGCUGUUUCGGAAGAGAAUAUGGAUAAUUUAACUACCUGUUGGCAUCAGGUUUGCAAAGCGUGUCUGAAAGGUGUUCAAGAGGGUGAUAGUCCUACUGAGCCCGUCUGCCCUGUAUGCGCCGCGUCAGGAUGCGACAAGAAGAAGGAAGUUCAAGCCACCGAUGAAAUGGAGGUUGAACGGGAAUACUAUCCAUCAUCUAAAGUGAAGGCCUUGCUGGAAAAUCUUCAGAAGACCAGGAGUCAAUCUCUGAACUCAGAAGGGAGGCCUAUCAAAAGUGUUAUCUUUUCUACUUGGACAAAAAUGCUUGACUUCGUGGAAAAAGCCCUCGAUGGUACUGGAUUCCAAUUCCAGCGGGUUGACGGCAGCAAAAGCUCUUCGCAACGCAAACAGGCACUCCGUAUCUUCAACGAAAGCCCUUCGUGUACUAUAUUUCUUGCCACGUUGGGCAGUGCUGGGGUUGGCAUCGACCUUACAGCUGCUAAUCAGGUCCACCUUCUCGAACCAGGCUGGAAUCCCAUGUUAGAGCGACAGGCACUAGACCGUGUCCACAGAAUCGGACAGCAGAGAAAUGUCCUGGCAAUCCGCUAUAUCGUGACAGGCCCCACGUCAAUUGAAGAGUACAUCCGGCGCAGACAGGAGUGGAAACUGAAUCUUAUAUCGGCUUCCCUGAAUGAUACGAAGGGUGGCCAAGCUGUAGGAGUGAAAGAUAUGCUUGAGGAUUUGAAACAUACACUGAGUCAAUCAUGA